AUGAGACAGCGUUAUGAGCAAUGGCUUGCCCGUUAUGGUCGAACCUACAAGGAUGGGCGUGAGAAGGAACGACGGUUCGAGAUUUACCAAAGCAAUGUCCAGCUCAUUGAUGAAUUCAACGCCAUCAGCCAAGGGUCUAAGCUCACCGACAAUAAGUUUGCAGACCUAACAAGUGAGGAGUUUAGGACCAACAGACCGAAGGAAACGGACAACUUGGGCACACAUUACGAGGAUAAGAUUGUGGUGCCUCCUAGUGUAGAUUGGAGGAAGAAAGGAGCAGUCACACAGGUCAAAGACCAAGGCCAAUGCGGAUCUUGUUGGGCCUUCUCCGCAGUGGCGGCUGUGGAGGGCAUCAACCAAAUAAGGACCGGCCAACUGGUCCCCUUGUCCGAGCAGGAGCUUGUGGAUUGCGACACAGAAGGUGCAAAUAGCGGCUGUAGCGGGGGUUUCAUGAGCCAGGCCUUUGACUUCGUCCAGCGAAACCAUGGCUUGACCUCUGAAGACAACUACCCUUACGAUGGCAGCCAAGGUCGAUGCCAGACGGUGAAGCUCUCAGACCACGUCGGGACCAUCAGUGGGUACAGAAAUGUGACAGCCAAUUGCGAGCAGAAUCUGCUACAAGCAGUCGCCAGCCGACCGGUUUCUGCUGCCAUCGAUGCCGGUGGGUUUGCCUUCCAGUUCUACUCCGAGGGUGUCUUCACCGGCCCCUGUGGGAUGAACCUCAACCAUGGAGUGACGGUGGUUGGCUACGAAACGGCAGGCGAGGAGAAGUACUGGAUAGUGAAGAAUUCAUGGGGUACCGAAUGGGGGGAGCAGGGUUACAUUAGGAUGAGACGCGGCAUCUCCGACGAGCAAGGGUUGUGUGGAAUUGCCAUGCAGGCUUCUUAUCCUCUUGCGUAG
Molecule: messenger RNA, 900 nt
Organism: Elaeis guineensis (African oil palm)
Lineage: Eukaryota; Viridiplantae; Streptophyta; Magnoliopsida; Arecales; Arecaceae
Source: RefSeq, a predicted model, not a curated record